AGCUUGAUGGUGAGAAGAGAAGCAAAACAAUGGCGCUUCUCCACCAGGCCUGUGAGAAAUGGGGCUUCUUUCAGAUUGAGAACCAUGGAAUUGAUAAAGAGUUGAUGGACAAGGUGAAGCAGUUGGUGAAUCAACAUUAUAAAGAGAACAUGAAGAAGAGGUUCUACGACUCGGAAAUAGCAAAGAGCGUGGAGAAUACAGGCAAUACCACUAACAUAGACUGGGAAAGCACCUUUUUCAUUUGGCAUCGUCCAAACUCAAACAUCGAUGAGAUUACCUGCCUCUCGGAGGAUCUUCGCAAAACAAUGGAUGGAUACAUUGAUCAACUGAUCAACUUGGCAGAAAAGCUUUCAGAACUUAUGUGCGAGAAUCUGGGUUUGGAGAAGGGUUAUAUAAGGGAAGCAUUUACAGGAAGCAAAGGUCCUUCGGUGGGGACAAAAGUUGCAAAAUACCCUCAAUGCCAUAACCCUGAACUAGUCAGAGGACUGCGUGAGCACACAGAUGCUGGUGGGAUUAUUCUUUUGCUCCAAGAUGACAAAGUACCUGGUCUCGAAUUCUUCAAUGAUGGGCAAUGGGUAGAGAUUCCACCUUCCAAGAAUAACUCCAUCUUCAUUAACACAGGCGAACAAUUGGAAGCCGAACAAACAACCCGGCCUAUCGCUGUCCCACAGACUUAG
This is a messenger RNA of Ilex paraguariensis (yerba mate), 677 nucleotides long. The record is from the annotation of a GenBank genome assembly. Lineage: Eukaryota; Viridiplantae; Streptophyta; Magnoliopsida; Aquifoliales; Aquifoliaceae.